Rhipicephalus sanguineus (brown dog tick) is the source of this 1216-nucleotide messenger RNA. Its product is annotated as integrin alpha-8. The record is from RefSeq and is a predicted model, not a curated record. Gene Ontology annotation, cellular component: integrin complex; external side of plasma membrane. Gene Ontology annotation, molecular function: integrin binding. Gene Ontology annotation, biological process: cell adhesion mediated by integrin; cell-cell adhesion; cell-matrix adhesion. NCBI's taxonomy places the organism in Eukaryota, Metazoa, Arthropoda, Arachnida, Ixodida, Ixodidae.
UAUCCGAGACAAGCUGACGCCCAUCACAAUGCGGCUGCGCACGGAGCUCAUCCAGACUGUGUCGACUCAGUCACUUCUCUUGCCUGUACUAAACGGUAGCAGGCCGGCCAACGUCACCAAGGAUGUGCAAAUCCGGAAGAACUGCGGCGGAGACGGCGUGUGUGUCCCAGAUUUAAAGCUCAGGGUUACACCCAAUAUGGAAGAGUUCCUGAUCGGCAGCACGGGCAACGUAGAACUCUCGAUGGCCGUUGACAACCGCGGUGAAGAUGCUUUUGAGACAAUGAUGUUCAUCACCAUUCCUCCGGACCUCAACUAUGUCAAGGUCGAGAAAGGGAAAUUGGACCCGGUGACUUGUGGUGGCGCACAGAAACUGGCGUCGGGUGACAGCCAGGUGGCGUGCGACGUGCAGAACCCUCUUGCUGCGGGCAAGAAGGCGCGCUUCAAGGUCAUUCUCGCUCCCGCCAGGCUCGUGCCCACAGCGUCUGAACUCAACAUCACCGUGCGAGUAAACAGCACCAACCCCGAAGUAGAGGCGGCCUCCAAAGACAACAUCCUCGUUGUUCAGCUUCCAGUGACCGUGAAAGUCAACAUGACUGCCAGAGGGACUUCAUUCCCUCCCGAAGUGUACCUCAACGUGUCCCUCAUAGAGGACAAAGAGGUGCAGACUUCGGAUGACAUCGGACCACCGGUUAAGCAUGUUUACGAGCUCAUCAACCGUGGUCCCAGCGUGGUGCAAGAGGCCGACGUGUACCUGGUGUGGCCGACGCACAACGUGCACGACCUGCCGCUGUUAUAUUUGCUCGAGCCCCCCACGGUCCAAGGUCCCGGGAACGCGGCCAAACGGAGGUCCUGUGACGUCAUCUCGCCCGCUGGACCAAACGAAGCCGUCGACCCUAAGCGUCUAGCGGGAUCAUCCAGAAGGCCCCGAGACUCUUCUUCGGCUAGAGUGCGUGUCCACCGUGAUAUCAGGGAAUACGAACUGGAAUCUGAAUUGGGCUGCGGCGAGCUCCCCCGGUGCGCUGUGUUCCGGUGCCCACUGGGCGGGUCGCUGUCGGCGGGUGACCGUGCCGUGGUCAGUGCCGAGUCGCGGCUGUGGCAGCGCACGGCGGCCGCCAUGGGCCAGGAGCGGCUGCGCAUCUCCUCGAAGCUGGUGGCGCGAGUCGCCUCCCUCCAGUACGGCCUGCCGCCGGACAACGUGCCCCUCACGCAGCACUUC